ACUUGCUGAGUCAUGCUGAAGCAUUCAUGUGGCUGAUGUAAACCUUGAUAUUUUGCAUCAUCAUUUACAUCAGCUCAGUAUGACUCAAAUAUAGGGCUGACACAGAAACAGAAGCUGGAUCAUAAUGACAAGGCAGCUGGCACGGAGGACAGGCAGGUAUUCAAGAGGGAUUAGAUUCAACCUGCAAUAGGCUUGGACGGCAGUGUUUCUUUUCACACCAGCAUCUGUGACUUUCUGUGAAUGAGAGUUCAGCUACUGUAACAGUAGCAAAGUUGUAACACUGCCAGAUAACUUUGGAGUGUGUGUGUGUGUGUGUGUGUGGAGCCAAAGAAGACAUUGACCAAUAUCAUGACCCGAAGACCUGUUGCUACUUCUAUCUCCAGUGAAGGCUAUGCAAAAGGAGACUCAAAUGGCACCCUCCCUAUUGUGUCAACUACCACAGGUAAAGUGGAGCUGAAAAAGAAAGUAACUUUACUGAGAGGGAUCUCAAUUAUAAUUGGCACCAUCAUUGGAGCUGGGAUCUUUAUUUCACCCAAGGGUAUCCUGCAGAACAGUGGGAGUGUGGGGAUGUCACUUGUGAUCUGGACUGCUUGCGGGUUGCUGUCAUUAUUUGGGGCCCUUUCAUAUGCUGAGCUUGGUACAUGUAUCAAGAAAUCUGGUGGUCAUUACACCUACAUCCUUGAAGCCUUUGGUCCACAAGCUGCAUUUGUAAGAGUUUGGGUGGAGUUGCUUGCAAUACGUCCUGCCGCCACAGCAGUGAUCUCUUUGGCCUUUGGACAGCACAUAUUGGAACCCUUAUUUAUGCCAUGUGGGAUACCUGAACUACCAAUCAAGAUUGUCACUGCCAUAGGAAUAACCUCUGUGAUGUACUUGAACAGUAUGAGUGUCUCCUGGACUGCACGGAUUCAGAUCUUUCUGACCUUCUGCAAACUUGUGGCUAUAGGGCUUAUUAUCAUACCUGGAAUGAUUCAGUUAUUUAAAGGUGAAACUCAGAACUUUCACAAUGCAUUUGGGGUUAAUGAGGUCCCAGUUAUGGGAUUACCCCUUGCCUUUUACUCAGGAAUGUAUGCCUAUGCAGGAUGGUUCUACUUGAAUUUUGUAACUGAAGAAGUAGAAAAUCCUGAAAAAACUAUCCCCCUCGCCAUAUGCAUAUCAAUGGGAAUUGUCACUGUUGGUUAUGUGUUAACAAAUGUGGCCUACUACACUGUAAUGUCUGCAGAGGAGCUGCUUGCCUCAGAAGCUGUUGCUGUGACGUUUGCUGAGAAGUUGAUGGGGAAAUUUUCCGUGGCUGUUCCUAUAUUUGUUGCUCUGUCUUGCUUUGGCUCGAUGAAUGGUGGUGUAUUUGCUGUUUCAAGGGUGUUUUAUGUUGCCUCCCGUGAGGGUCACCUUCCAGAAAUACUUUCUAUGAUACACAUUCGGAAACACACUCCGCUCCCUGCAGUCAUCGUACUGUAUCCAGUGACGAUACUAAUGUUGUUCAUGGGAGAUAUCUACAGUCUGCUGAACUUCCUGAGUUUCGUUCGAUGGCUCUUCAUCGGUUUAGUAGUUGUUGGACUUAUUUACCUCAGAUAUAAGCGUCCUGAAAUGCCUCGCCCUUUUAAGGUUCCAUUGUUCAUCCCUGCCUUAUUUUCCUUCACCUGCCUUUUCAUGGUUGCCCUGUCUCUCUACUCUGACCCCAUCAACACUGGGAUAGGAUUUGCUAUCACAGUGACUGGAAUUCCUGCAUACUAUCUCUUCAUUGCAUGGGACAAGAAACCCCAAAUCUUCCAGAAGUUUAUGAAUUCAAUGACCAGAACAUUGCAGAUCAUUCUGGAAGUGGUACCAGCAGAAUAAGAAACACUACUUUGAUCUGUUUAUUUUUGUUACAACACACCAAUCAUUUUGUAUGUACAUGAUGACACACAACGGUCUGCAAAGUAUAAAGUUCAGAUGAAUUACAUGAUUAUCUAACUAAAGCAUCUGUUUUCUCUCUACACUUCCAAAUUUUGUUGGAAGAAAUGCAUCACUUUUGAUGAAUUGUUUUCUGGUAAUGUUUUAAAUUGGAAUCUUAGUUUUGUUUUUCAGAAGCAGAACCUGUUUUUGGAUUCUUGGUUUUGAAAUAAUUCUAUUUCGUUAGUUUUUGACAGCAGUUUUCCAUUUACACUGCUUGGCUGAACUCUAGCCCCUCCUCCUACCCUGUGAGCAAGCAAAUCGCUUUUUUUAAGUGCUUUUUUAAUGGCAUGCUUAAAGCUUGUUGUAUCUUAAACUCAUAUUGGUUCAUUUUUAAAUACAGAAUUAAAUACCCUCUGUGUAUGGCUGCAUUGUUUAGUAAUCAGGGCUUAAUUUUAAUGAAAUCUGCCCUGCAACACAUGACAAAUCUGAAACCGAAAUACUGGCUUGAUCUAAUUGGCCUCGUUCUAACAUGCCGUUGGCUUCUAGAGUGAACAGGUUUAGCAAGUACUUCAUUUAGUAAUUAGAAUACCAUAUUUUUUCUUGUUUUCAUCGGUAUAUUAUGACCCUAACUCAGAUGGGGGUAGGCAGUAGACUAGAUUGUUUGGAAAGGUGUACGGUGCCUAAACAAUUUGAAAACUACUGAUGCAGAGGAAAAUAAUGCAGAAAGUCUUCACACAAUUACCAUAGCAAAUAUGUAGCACUAUUUAUUAUGCUCCCAUUGCAUAACUGUUGCUUUGCAUUUUGUUCCGAUUAUACCCUUAAUGUUCUUUGGCUGUUGUGUCAUUUUGAAUGCAUUUUUUUACCACAGUAAAUUUGCACAGUCA
Messenger RNA from Acipenser ruthenus (sterlet), 2756 nucleotides. RefSeq names its product cystine/glutamate transporter-like. The record is from RefSeq and is a predicted model, not a curated record. Gene Ontology annotation, cellular component: membrane. Gene Ontology annotation, biological process: amino acid transmembrane transport. Gene Ontology annotation, molecular function: L-amino acid transmembrane transporter activity. Bases 349 to 1833 code for a protein of 494 amino acids. The transcript has 12 exons. Lineage: Eukaryota; Metazoa; Chordata; Actinopteri; Acipenseriformes; Acipenseridae.